CAUUCAAAUACAUAAUGCAAAAAGUAAUCACAAUUGUGGCUGUUCUACUCGCUGUGGUCAGCGCCGAACUGCAUCGCGUCCCUUUGCUGAAGGUGGAGAACUUUGUGAAGGCCGAGGUGGAGCAUCUGCGUGCAAAGUAUGGACUGGCCCAGACCUCUUCUAGUAACCACGAACACCUCUGCAACGACAGGAACUUGGCCUACUAUGGUGUCAUCUCCAUUGGCACACCAGCCAAGGACUUUAAGGUGAUCUUCGAUACCGGUUCGUCCAAUCUGUGGGUACCUUCGAAAAAAUGUAGGACGAAGGCAUGCAAAGUGCACAAUCAAUACGACUCAAGAGCGUCCUCCAGCUAUGUAGCGAAUGGCACGAGAUUUUCCAUUAGGUAUGCCAGUGGCAGCUUGUCCGGAUUUUUGUCCACCGAUACCGUCAAUGUCAAUGGAUUGUCCAUCGCUAAUCAGACCUUUGCUGAAGCCACCAAUGACCCCCGUGGCAAUUUUGAAACCGAUAAGUUCGAUGGUAUUCUUGGCAUGGGAUAUCAGAAUAUUUCUCAGGCCAAUGUUGUGCCUCCCUUCUACAAAAUGGUCUCGCAGGGACUUGUUAAAAAUCCGGUAUUCUCUUUCUAUUUGGCUCGUGCUGGCACCUCCAGUAAUGGCGGUGAAUUGAUCUUCGGUGGUUCCGAUCCGUCGCUGUACAAGGGAAACCUCAUCUAUGUGCCCGUUUCUUAUCAGGGAUACUGGACAUUCACCAUGGCUAGUGUCUCUGUCGAUGGUCAUUCGCUGUGCAACAAUUGUCAGGCUAUUGUUGAUACCGGCAGCUCGGUGAUUUUUCCCCCUUUAGAUGCCUAUAAGCUGUUGCGCCAGAUCCUCAAUAUGAGAGAUGACGGCUCGGUCGAUUGCUCCAGUGUCAGCUCGAUGCCUGUCAUUACCUUCAAAAUUGGCACCGGCAAAUUCACUCUGACACCAUCUGCAUACAUUAUUAAAAUCAAAAACCAGUGCAUGUCAGCUUUCGUAUUUACGGGCAUCGAUAUCUGGAUCUUGGGCGAUGUCUUCAUUGGACAAUACUACACUGAGUUUGAUAUGGGAAAUAAUCGCAUUGGUUUCGCUCCAGUUGCUUAAGCAAUUAAACUAUCACUGAUGACAAUUGAAAAUCAUAUCUAAUGCAUAAUAGGUAAUUUUAAGUUGUGUUCAAAAUUUUGUUCAAUAUGUCAUAUGGC
Molecule: messenger RNA, 1213 nt
Organism: Drosophila nasuta
Lineage: Eukaryota; Metazoa; Arthropoda; Insecta; Diptera; Drosophilidae
Product: lysosomal aspartic protease-like
Exons: 1
Coding region: 15-1115 (366 amino acids)
Biological process (GO): cell death; proteolysis
Cellular component (GO): lysosome
Molecular function (GO): aspartic-type endopeptidase activity
Source: RefSeq, a predicted model, not a curated record